Molecule: messenger RNA, 1355 nt
Organism: Dermatophagoides pteronyssinus (European house dust mite)
Lineage: Eukaryota; Metazoa; Arthropoda; Arachnida; Sarcoptiformes; Pyroglyphidae
Product: actin, cytoplasmic A3a
Source: RefSeq, a predicted model, not a curated record
UUUAUUUGUAAUUAAUUUUUCGGUGAAAGGUGUCUUGUAGUGCAGUAUUUUUUUUAAAUCAGUAAUAAAAAUCAGUGAAAUAAAUCAAUUACAGACCAAUUUUCUUAUUUUUUUUUUUUUAAAUUUGUUGUUAAGAAAAUCCUAAUUUUAUUUUCUGAUCUGCCAAAAUGUGUGACGAUGAUGUUGCCGCUUUAGUUAUUGAUAAUGGAUCCGGUAUGUGCAAAGCCGGAUUUGCCGGUGAUGAUGCUCCAAGAGCUGUUUUUCCAUCCAUCGUUGGACGACCACGUCAUCAGGGCGUCAUGGUUGGUAUGGGCCAAAAAGAUUCGUAUGUUGGUGAUGAAGCUCAAUCAAAACGAGGUAUUUUGACCUUGAAAUACCCAAUCGAACACGGUAUCGUAACGAACUGGGAUGACAUGGAAAAAAUCUGGCAUCAUACUUUCUACAAUGAACUUCGAGUUGCACCAGAAGAACAUCCUGUUCUUUUGACUGAAGCUCCAUUGAACCCGAAAGCCAAUCGUGAAAAGAUGACGCAAAUUAUGUUUGAAACAUUCAACACACCAGCAAUGUAUGUCGCCAUUCAAGCUGUGCUUUCGUUGUACGCUUCUGGUCGUACUACCGGUAUCGUUCUUGAUUCUGGUGAUGGUGUAUCACACACUGUACCAAUCUAUGAAGGUUAUGCUCUUCCACAUGCCAUUCUUCGUCUUGACCUUGCCGGUCGUGAUCUCACCGAUUACCUUAUGAAAAUUUUGACCGAACGUGGUUAUUCUUUCACCACCACCGCUGAAAGAGAAAUCGUUCGUGACAUCAAAGAAAAACUUUGCUAUGUAGCUUUGGAUUUCGAAACAGAAAUGGGAACUGCUGCUAGCUCAUCGUCAUUGGAAAAAUCAUAUGAAUUGCCCGAUGGUCAAGUCAUCACAAUCGGUAACGAACGUUUCCGUUGCCCAGAAGCUUUGUUCCAACCAUCAUUCCUCGGUAUGGAAGCUAAUGGCAUUCACGAAACCACAUAUAAUUCAAUUAUGAAAUGCGAUGUCGACAUUCGUAAAGAUUUGUAUUCAAACACUGUUUUGUCUGGUGGUACAACCAUGUAUCCUGGUAUUGCCGAUCGAAUGCAAAGAGAAAUUACAGCAUUGGCACCAUCAACAAUGAAAAUUAAAAUAAUCGCUCCACCAGAACGAAAAUAUUCCGUAUGGAUUGGUGGUUCAAUUUUGGCUUCAUUAUCAACAUUCCAACAGAUGUGGAUUUCUAAACAAGAAUAUGAUGAAUCAGGACCAUCAAUUGUUCAUCGUAAAUGCUUUUAAAAAAAAUUGACAGAGCAACUAUAAAACUUGGAAAGCAAAAUUCAAAAAAAAAACAAA